AAAUUUAGAAUUAAGAUUUAAUUAAAAUUUAGAGUUUUUCAAGAAAAUAAUGAGUGGAAGCUAUGAUAGAGCAAUUUCAGUCUUUAGUCCAGAUGGACGAUUAUUACAAGUAGAAUACGGACAAGAAGCAGUUAAAAAGGGAGCAACAUGUGUUGCAGUUAAAGGAAAAGAUUCGGUUGUCUUAGGUGUUGAAAAAAAAACAGCAUUAAAACUUCAAGAUACACGAACAGCAAAAAAAAUAGGAAUUAUUGAUCAUCACGUGUGCCUUGCAUUUGCAGGAUUGAAUGCAGAUGCUCGUAUUCUCUUAGAUAAAGCAAGAGUGGAAGCUCAGAGUCAUCGUCUUACAAUUGAAGAUCCUGUAACGAUUGAAUAUAUAACAAAAUAUAUUGCAGGUGUAAAACAAAAAUAUACACAGUCAGGGGGGGUGAGGCCUUUUGGUGUUUCUACAUUAAUUGUAGGUUUUGAUCCUAAUGAUGUGGUCCCAAAACUUUAUCAAACAGAACCAGCAGGAAUAUAUACUUCAUGGAAGGCAAAUUCAAUUGGGAAGUCUAGCAAAACAGUCCGUGAAUUCUUAGAAAAGAAUUAUAAAGAAAAUAUGGAUCGAAAUGAAGCGAUUAAAUUAGCAAUCAAAAGUCUAUUGGAAGUUAUUCAAACAGGUUCAAAAAAUAUAGAAAUUGCUGUCAUGUCGUAUGGAAAAAAAAUUGAAUUUUUAACUUGUGACGAUAUUGAUGCUGUAAUUAAAGAAAUUUCUGCUGAAAAAGAACAAGAAUCCAAUCGUAAGAAAACAUGUUGAUAAAAACAAAUUUCAGGACAAUAAAAG
Molecule: messenger RNA, 820 nt
Organism: Pneumocystis murina B123
Lineage: Eukaryota; Fungi; Ascomycota; Pneumocystomycetes; Pneumocystales; Pneumocystaceae
Exons: 5
Coding region: 50-793 (247 amino acids)
Biological process (GO): ubiquitin-dependent protein catabolic process
Cellular component (GO): proteasome core complex; proteasome core complex, alpha-subunit complex; nucleus
Source: RefSeq, a predicted model, not a curated record